CGCCGUGGAUGAGAUGGAGCGGAAGGAAUUAAGUCACAGCAAUGUGUGCGUAAGCAAUUAGGCUCUUUCGGCAAAGAUUUGAAUAAUUUUUUUGCAAAAUUUGGGUUUUAAAUGCCUCAAAAAGCAUCUAAAUUAUAUGGUUUUCUACCUGGAAAUAACAAACGAUAUACUUUAGAAAGUAUAGGUUAGGAAAGAUACACGUCUACAGUAACCAAGUCCAAUAAUAUAUUUUUGAAGAAAGAUGUUUGAUAAGUUGAAGUGGUAAUAGGUGUUUAAUUAGUGUUAAAAAUAUGUUGCCUCUUUCACAUAAAGAUACCUACCCCAGAGGGUUUGGCUCCAGAAUCAAAGAAAAAAUAAACAGUUGGAUCAGGCUUAUAUUUUCUGAUCGAAAUUCCAGGAAUUUGUUUCUUUUUUUGUUGUUGAACUUUUCAUUCGCUUUUGUAGAGUUAAUUUAUGGAGUAUGGAGCAAUAGUUUAGGUUUAAUUUCGGACUCAUUCCAUAUGUUCUUUGACUGUACUGGACUUUUGGCGGGUCUAGUUGCUUCUGUGAUUACAAAAUGGAAAGCUAAUGAUAAAUAUUCAUAUGGCUAUGUUAGAGCAGAAAUAUUGGCAGGAUUUGUCAAUGGUCUUUUUCUUCUUUUUAUAUCUUUCUUUCUAAUGUCGGAAGCUGUAGAAAGAGCUAUAGAACCUCCAGAGGUUAAGCAUGAGAGGUUAUUUAUAAUAUCUGUCCUUGGACUUCUUGUCAAUUUAGUUGGUAUAUAUGCAUUCCAACAUGGUCAUGGCCAUUCCCAUGGUGGUCAUGGCCAUUCCCAUGGAGGUGGUCAUGGACACUCUCACAUUAGUAGUCCCCAUGGUCAUUCACACAACAAUCAUGCUCACCAGGAUUUUAAUGUUGAUAUUGACUCGGGAGGUGGUAAUUCGCAAAUUAUGAAGGGAGUCUUUUUGCAUAUACUCGCAGAUACAUUGGGUAGUGUAGGUGUUAUAAUUUCAACAGUGUUGAUGCAGAUGUUUGGAUGGAUGAUUGCAGAUCCAAUUUGUUCUAUGUUUAUCGCCAUACUGAUUGCCUUAAGUGUCUUGGCUUUGUUAAAGGAUUCAGUGGCGAUUUUAAUGCAAAGGCAGCCACUUACAUUGGACAAUGUUCUGCCUCAGUGCUACCAAAAAGUUGUUAGCUUAGCAGGGGUUUAUUCAGUUCAAGAACCUCACUUUUGGACGCUGUGUAGUGACGUGUAUGUAGGUGCUAUUAAGUUAGAAGUUUCAAAAAAUGUUGAUCCUAAAUAUGUUGUCCAACAUACCCAAAUGAUUUUCGCGUCAGUUGGAGUUAAACAGUUGUACGUUCAGCUAGAUUACACCCCGAUGUGAUAAGUGAGAGUGAAGUGGCAUGGUACUUUACCAAACUUAAUUAGGAUACAAGCCUUCCAUUAAGUUCAUUUAAUAAAAAUUUAUAUAUAUAUUUUUUUAAUUAUACAGACAUUUGAUCUUACCUCAGUUCACUGAUUUAUUGUAAUGUAAAAGUUGGUUUGCAAAAAAAUAUGUUUUUUAGCUAAUUUGCUUAGCCUAAAGAUUUUGUUACAGAUUUAUUUAUGAGUAAAACUGGAUUCUUAUGUAUAGUCUUUUGGUGUUCUCAAUCUGAAAAAAAAGUAUUUGAUACAAAAAUAAUAUUUAUAUGGGCAACAUGAACCACUGAAGCCAAGAAUAAACUGUAUCAAAAUCUGUUUAUACCAUUUUUCAAGGCUUAGGAAAAGUAUUAGAUAAGAUUACCAUUUGGGACCCUUAGAAGCAGCGGUUUGCUUACUUUUUUUUCGAGUGAUUAGUUGAAUGAUUUUUUUUUUUUGAGGAAAGCAUAGAUGUAUGCUUCAUUCUCGUCGAUCUACGAAGAGGUAUUUAUGAACUUCAAACUCUGUCAUUUUUAUGUAAGUGUCUAUAUUUAAAUAUGUAAAGCUUAAUUGCUAAUUAUAAAAAUAUUGCCAUCAUGAAGUUGUCAACCUUGACAAACUAAGACUAGUUAAAAAACAGACAUUAAAUUCUUUAUUUGAUUUAACUAUUGAGAUAAAGAUGGGAAUAAAAAAACAAGAUUGCUUUCGAAAAAUCGUCGUUGGGCGGGGCAAGUUCGUCGCAAGUAGCGCGAAACAGCUUUUUAUUUCCAAAAGAAGCCGCUUCGCAGUUUCUUGUCUUACAGGAACGCAUUGUUUUUCUAUUCUGCUGCUGCGGACCACUAUGAAACUUUCGCAAAAUGAAUGUAAUUUUAUAGUGCAUGCAGUCUGGAUAAAGUGUUCUUUCACAUCUAAGCGAACUUCAAAGUUACGGCAAACUUUGGUAAAUUCAAAAUUUUUUACAAAUAAUAGCGAUUCACAGUUAUAUUUUUUCAAAUAUCUGGCGCACCCUGUAUGAUGGACGAAACUUGAAACUCUGUAUCGACACUGUUUGAACCAAAUUAUCCCAUGUUUUAUAGUUUUUCAUUUACGGCUAAUAAUUUACCCACGGAAACGGCAAUUUUCAGGAUCUCUUUGUUUUUAUUACAAAUAAUCGACACACCCUGUACAUAAUCCAAAAAAUGCCGCAAGUAAAAGUUAUAGCUCCAGAUCUCCCACGUUUCGCGGUAUAUGAUUUUUUGAAUAGGAUAAAGUUUUCGAGAAAAUACGUCUUUUCUGAAACCAUGCCGUAAUAAUAAAUGACAUCAUCGCGUCUAGAUUGAGUACGAGAUAUGGCGAUUUUAAAAUGGAUUUUUUCAAAUAUCUCGAGCAGCGUACGUGACAGACAAAAAUCGUAAAUACAAAAAUUGUAGCCCUUGAUACGGCUUAUAAUACUGUUUGUGGAUUAGCUAUUUUUUGUACUCUCUAAAAGAACAAUUUUCAGGGUCUUUUAAAUUUUUGUCCAAUAACUAAAUCGAAAAAAUGCGAGAAACAAAGUUAUAGUGCCGGUUCUCCCACGUAUGAAGGUUGUAAAAUUUUUCCGAUCGGAUGAAUGGUUUUGGAGGAAAAUAUGUUUUUCUGGGGCACUUAUUACUUUUUUAAUAUUGCACGGAAUUUCGCCAACACCUUUUGUGAUAAUUAAAAACCUUAAAUACAAAAGUUUUAGCUGUCUAUACGGGCUAUAUCAUCAUGUAAAAGAAACUGACAUCUAAAACACAGACUUUAAAUUAUUGCCAAUUUUCAAUAAUAGGGGCGUCCAUUUUUCAGUUUUUUUUAAUUUGCGGCGCACCCUGUAUAUUUUUUAAAAAUUGUCAAGAAUAAAAGUUUAUGGAGCCGUAUCUGCGUCUUCUGGUUCAAAAAAUUUUUCAGACAUUUUUUUUGACGCUGAUUUGUAUACGAGCGUAGAUACUUUCCAAAAAUUCGAUUUUUCGAAAGUAACAAGAGGCUGUGAAAAGAUGGAGCUAUGGAUUGACUUGGACACAACAGUGUUGACUAAAAUUCCCACAGAAUGUGACAGUGUAUAAAAUUAAUUUUAUAUAAAAUAUUUUUCAUAAACAGUUCUGAGGAUUCAAGUUACUGUUAAAAAUCUCAGUGAUGCCUUAAUUUUAUAUGAACUGUAAAACAGUUCAUAUAAAAAAAUCAAAUAGCAAAGCCUUUUGACUCUGUUACUGUAAGUUUCU
Molecule: messenger RNA, 3588 nt
Organism: Cylas formicarius (sweet potato weevil)
Lineage: Eukaryota; Metazoa; Arthropoda; Insecta; Coleoptera; Brentidae
Gene: ZnT86D
Product: zinc transporter 7
Exons: 4
Coding region: 291-1358 (355 amino acids)
Biological process (GO): transmembrane transport; intracellular zinc ion homeostasis; zinc ion transport
Cellular component (GO): membrane; Golgi apparatus
Molecular function (GO): zinc ion transmembrane transporter activity
Source: RefSeq, a predicted model, not a curated record